Molecule: messenger RNA, 2844 nt
Organism: Punica granatum (pomegranate)
Lineage: Eukaryota; Viridiplantae; Streptophyta; Magnoliopsida; Myrtales; Lythraceae
Source: RefSeq, a predicted model, not a curated record
GUCCGGUGGUCCUCGAGGGACCGCAGUUCGUCCAGCUGCUGUGGAAUGGGAAGGAAAGAUUAGGAUUAGCAGGUCCUUUAUGCUGACGUGGCAUUGGUUGGUUUGCACGUUGGCGUCAGGUCAUCAGACUUACUUUAAAAAAAAAAAAAAAAGGGACCAAGCAGCCGCACGUCAACGGAGGGAACGGCGUUUGUCGGGUGAAGCCGGCCGCUACCACCACCGGAUAAAGUUCAGUCGGCAGACUCAUCUUCUCCAUAGAACGGAUGAUAUAAGAUAGAACAGUAACAGCUCCGCAAGUCAAAGCAGUGAGCUUUACACAAUGUCUGACAAGUACCUGCCAGCCCAGAAUCUGAUGCUGAUUCUGAGCCUCACGCUGUUAACUGCAGCAGCUCAAGCAGCCCCAGAAGCCAUAGAAGCCGUGAUCUCUCGGUUGGACUCCAACCGGCCGUCUCCUUCCACUCAGCAAUCUGCCGCUUAUGGUGUUCUCACCAGACUGCUCCCUUCCCAUGCCCAGAGCUUUGAUUUCAAGAUUGUCUCUAAGGAUGUUUGCGGCGGAACAAGUUGCUUUCUGAUAAAAAAUCAAAAUAAGUCGAGCGAGGAUGGACCUGAGAUAAAGAUCAAGGGCACAACGGCAGUUGAACUGGCAUCGGGCCUGCAUUGGUACUUGAAGUAUUGGUGUGGAGUUCAUAUUUCUUGGGACAAGACUGGGGGUAUACAGGUAGCUUCGGUCCCUGAACCAGGGUCCUUGCCUCAAGUGAAGGAUGAGGGUGUGAUAGUUCAACGGCCUGUUCCAUGGAAUUACUAUCAAAAUGUUGUCGCCUCUAGUUAUUCCUAUGUCUGGUGGGACUGGAACAGAUGGGAAAAGGAAAUAGACUGGAUGGCCUUGCAAGGGGUUAAUCUACCUUUGGCAUUCACAGGACAAGAAGCCAUUUGGCAAAAAGUUUUCAUGGAUUUUAAUAUCACUGCGGAGGAAUUGAAUGAUUUCUUUGGGGGACCCGCUUUUCUCGCUUGGGCUCGCAUGGGAAAUUUACAUGGGUGGGGUGGCCCUUUGUCACAAAGUUGGUUGGAUCAGCAACUGAAUUUGCAGAAACAGAUAUUAACUCGAAUGCUUGAGUUAGGAAUGACUCCUGUGCUCCCGUCCUUCUCUGGGAAUGUUCCAGCGGCAUUAGCCAAGAGAUAUCCCUCAGCUCAUAUAACCAGACUUGGUGACUGGAACACAGUUGAUGGGAAUCAAACAUGGUGUUGUACAUACCUCCUUGACCCUUCUGACUCUCUGUUUGUUGAGAUCGGCAAGGCUUUUAUACUGAAGCAAAUCGAAGAAUACGGAGAUGUGACAGAUAUUUACAACUGUGACACAUUUAAUGAAAAUGCACCUCCUACAAAUAAUGUGACGUUCAUCUCGUCACUUGGUGCAGCAGUGUACAAGGCCAUGUCAAAAGGUGAUAAAGAUGCUGUUUGGUUAAUGCAAGGCUGGCUCUUCUACUCGGACUCCUCCUUUUGGAAGCCACCGCAAAUGCAAGCACUUCUGCAUUCUGUUCCACUUGGGAAAAUGAUAGUUCUUGACCUCUUUGCUGAUGUCAAGCCUAUAUGGAAAAAUUCCUCUCAGUUCUAUGGCACUCCUUAUAUUUGGUGCCUUCUGCACAACUUUGGAGGGAAUAUCGAGAUGUAUGGCAUACUCGAUUCCAUAUCUUUGGGACCCGUUGAGGCUCGAACGAGUGCAAACUCCACUAUGGUCGGAGUUGGGAUGUGCAUGGAAGGAAUCGAGCAAAACCCUGUCGUCUACGAGCUGAUGUCAGAAAUGUCAUUCCGUAAUGAAAGUGUUCUUGUCUCGGAUUGGAUUAAGACUUACUGUCGGAGACGAUAUGGGAAAGCAGUUGAUCAAGUCGAAGCUGCUUGGGAUAUCCUUUAUCGGUCUAUUUAUAACUGCACGGAUGGAAGAGCCGACCAUAAUACUGAUUUUAUCGUCAAGUUUCCCGAGUACGACCCAUCACCGUCCUCUGGAUCUGAUUCGAAGAAACGGGCGGAGGAGAAAAUGUCCCACACGUUGCUCCAAAACAGGCGUUUUCUGUUCCAGGAGACAAGCCGCGAUCUUCCUCUGGCCCAUCUAUGGUAUUCACCUCAGGAGGUCGUUAGUGCUUUAAAACUGUUCCUUGAUGCUGGAACACAACUCAGUGGAAGCCUAACGUAUAGGUACGACUUGGUCGACAUUACAAGACAAGUGCUGUCAAAAUACGCGAACCAAGUUUAUUUGGAUGCUUUGAGUGCCUAUCAGGAAAAGGACGCAAGUAAAUUGGAUCUCUAUAGCCAAAAGUUUGUUGAGCUGAUAAAGGAAAUUGACGAGCUUCUAGCCUCUGAUGAUAAUUUUUUGCUUGGAACAUGGCUUGAGAGUGCGAAAGCUUUGGCUUCAAAUCCGACCGACCUGAGACAGUACGAGUGGAAUGCGAGGACGCAAGUGACGAUGUGGUAUGAUAACACAGAAGUGCUUCAGAGCAACCUUCACGACUACGCGAACAAGUUCUGGAGCGGUCUUCUGGAAAGUUACUACCUGCCUCGGGCGUCAACCUACUUCUACUACUUAUCGAGAAGCUUGAAAGAGAAUGUGGAGUUCAAGCUAGAGGAGUGGGAAAGGGAGUGGAUAUCAUACUCAAACAAAUGGCAAGCAGGAACCGAGCUUUACCCGGUGAAGGCGAAAGGAGCAGCCCUCGAGAUUGCUAGAUCAUUGUAUGAUAAAUACUUGAGAUGAACCAACCUUUUCAUAAAUUGCACUCUUUAAAUGCUCAUAAUCCAUUGCAGUCAAUAAUGAAAUUAGAGGCAAUGCGGCAAAUAAGCAAGCAAGUCUUCCUA